Molecule: messenger RNA, 324 nt
Organism: Myodes glareolus (Bank vole)
Lineage: Eukaryota; Metazoa; Chordata; Mammalia; Rodentia; Cricetidae
Source: RefSeq, a predicted model, not a curated record
AUGGACAUUCUCAUGGUGGUCUCAGAUGCUGCAUGGAAGACAGCAAUUCUACACAAACUGAAGCGAGGUGAAAUUGUGACCACCAUUGAUCUCAAUAUGAAGAUGGCUGAGUACACAAAUAUCAGCUUCACCAUGUGGGAUGUGGGCAGCCAGGACAAGAUCUGGUCUUUGUGGUGCCACUACUCCCAGAACGCCCAAGGUUUGAUCUUUGUAGUGGACAGCAAUGACAGGGAGCAUGUGAACGAGGCUGGUGAAGAGCUCGUGAGGACACGAGCUGGAGACGAGUUCCGGGGUGCUCUUCUCUUGGUGUUUGUCAACCAGUAG